CUCAUCACCACCUCCAUGAUCAAAUCCUUCCCCACCACCCCUCCUCUUCCCCGCCCCCACCCGCCUCUCCACCUCACCCGCCGCUCCUUCCUCCUCUCCACCGCCACCACCGCCACCGCCACCUCCCUCUCCCUCCCGGCCGCCUCCCUCCCCCUUCCCCCGCCACCGCCCGACACCACCAUCACCGACCGCGUGUUCAUGGACUUCUCCAUCUGCCCCAACUACUUCCGCCCCGACCGCGCCAUCUCCGAUGACCUCGCCUCCCUCUGCGCCGACUCCGUCCCCCUCGGCCGCCUCGUCCUCGGCCUCUACGGCCACCUCGUCCCCCUCACCGUCGCCAACUUCAAGUCCAUGUGCACCGCCCCCAGCAGCUCCUACCGCAACACCCUCGUCAACAAGAUCCUCCCCGGCCAGUACUUCCUCGCCGGCCGGCAGGGCCGGCGGGACAAGGGCGAGGUGAGGCCACCGCUGUCGGAGCUGGCGCGCAACACCGAGACGGUGGACUCGCGGGCCUUCCUCCUCCGGCACUCGAGGGCCGGGUUGGUCUCGCUGAGCUUGUCGGAGAACGACGACGACGACAAUAUCAAGAUGGACCCCGAGUACAGGAACGUGGAGUUCUUGAUCACCACAGGGCCUGGUCCGUGUCCCCAAUUGGAUAGCAAGAACAUUGUGUUUGGCACAGUGCUUGAAGGCUUGGAUGUCGUAACAGCAAUCGCUUCCAUUCCUACAUACAAACCUGCCGAAAGAAUUCGCCAACUCAACGCUUUGGCCGAGUUUUUUGGCGAUGAUAGAGCGCAAAAUGCUCGCGCAAUGUGGAAUAAGCCUCUCAAGACUGUUUACAUCAGUGAUUGCGGAGAGCUCAAAGUGGCGAAGCCUACCCUGACUCCUACUUUACCUUAAUUCCAUCAGCAUAUUGAAUCGGGUUAUGUUCGUUGUACAUUCCGUAUGCUGUUCGACUCAAUGUGAAACUCAGCAUUUUCGCCAAAA
Molecule: messenger RNA, 987 nt
Organism: Syzygium oleosum
Lineage: Eukaryota; Viridiplantae; Streptophyta; Magnoliopsida; Myrtales; Myrtaceae
Product: peptidyl-prolyl cis-trans isomerase CYP28, chloroplastic
Exons: 2
Coding region: 16-900 (294 amino acids)
Biological process (GO): protein peptidyl-prolyl isomerization
Cellular component (GO): chloroplast
Molecular function (GO): peptidyl-prolyl cis-trans isomerase activity
Source: RefSeq, a predicted model, not a curated record